Molecule: messenger RNA, 1291 nt
Organism: Puntigrus tetrazona (Sumatra barb)
Lineage: Eukaryota; Metazoa; Chordata; Actinopteri; Cypriniformes; Cyprinidae
Gene: hspb12
Product: heat shock protein, alpha-crystallin-related, b12
Exons: 4
Coding region: 372-914 (180 amino acids)
Source: RefSeq, a predicted model, not a curated record
GCUUAUUAACACAACAAAACAAUAAUAACAUGAUAACAAUAAUGAUUUCGCAGUACGUUUUGGCGAAUAAACUCUUUGUAUGCAAAUAAAAACAAACAAAUAAAAUAAUAGUUAUUCGUAACUUAAACACAAGCAUCAUUUAUCAGUCAGCGUCCAACCAUUUCUCAAACUCUGUCGGUGUUUGAGAUGUUUUGAUGGUUGUGUUGGAUGUAUUUUGAGUUCUCCCGCUCGUUUGGAGAAAUUUUCCGUGUCUUAUCUCUUGGGCCGUUACUCCAGGAGUGGAUUCCAGGAGCUCUACCUUUUAUGGAGCGCUCGGAGAGGCCAGACGGCUCUCUAUAUAUCAGCGGCGAGCGAGAGCGCUCCCGUUGUGGAUGAUGGCGUGUCGUUACAGCACCAGCUCGGUGCGCUCCUCCAGCGCCGCUCGACUCCACAGCUGCUUCAGAGAGGAGUCCUCCAUCAGCUCGGUCAGCGACGAGUCCUGCUGCUGCCGCGCUGCAGGUUACCAGGGUGAUGAGGCCUCUUUUGGGGGUUACCAUGGAAACCAUCAGUAUAGCCGAGCAGGUCAGCAGGUCGACUGGAGCCUCGGCGACAACAUACAGGCCGGCGGCGGCUCCGGUCCCGGGGUGGGCGUGGUCAAGGCCAUGGGCGACAGCUACUUCCUGUCUGCAGACGUGAGCGGGUUCGAGCCUUAUGAAGUGGUGCUGCUGGCCUACAAUCAGUGUGUGGUGAUUCACGCCGAGAAGACGGGCGCUGAUGGGACAGUUGCGGGCCGCUUUACCCAUAAGUCUGUGCUGCCAGCAGACAUGGACCCGUUAUCAGUGAGCAGCUCUCUGACCUCAGACAGGACGCUCAUCAUCAGCAUCAGACGCAGAACGCCCUCUUCUUCUGCUCUCCAGCUCACCUCUGACCUCUGACCUCCGACCUCCCAGGAGCACUCCAGUCGCUAUGAAUUGAUUGAUUUAAAAAAUAAUGUUUUGUCCCUUUUUGUCCCAUUUCUGAUGUUUGAUUCUCACCUCAUUUUAUUGUCUGUACUGUAUAUUUAUAUGUAUUGAAUGCCACGCCUGUUCAUGGCAUCCAAUAAAUACCUAAAUAAAUAAAAUCUAAAUUCAUUCAAUGUUUUGAAAACCUUUCAAAAUUAUAUUCGUUUUGGUCUAAAUGAAAACGCAGGUCUUGAUAAAUUCGUUUCUGAUUAAGCAUGAAUUAAAUUCUAUUUAUUCCACUGGAGUUCAAUGCUGAUAAUUCUCAGAUUAUAUGUUUGUAUAAAUUUCAUAUGUAUUGUGAUGUAUUCAAA